AUGAUUCGAAUAGGAACCUUAUCAUCGAGGUAUUUGGGCUAUUGUCGAAGACUAUACUCUCAUACUCCAUUUGACGAGUACCUAGACUUUACCCCAGGUGGAAUGGGAUUGGAGGAAGAACAGCCUGUAACCGUCACUCACGAUCCUUUCGAUUUUUCAAACCUCCCAAUUUUCAAGGAUAAGAAUGAUGUGUUUUCGUCAAGCUCCGCUACACCCAACCGCCCACUCUUGGGCGAUACAAACUUGUCUAUGAGUCCGGAAUCUGUGAUGCAAGAACCAAUCACAAUGACUACAGAAGACUUUAUGAGAAAAUUCAAUAUGCCUCGUUCAGAUCAAUCUUUUGACAAGAAGAAACUCGAGCGGUUCAGCUUAUUCUUGCGUACCGAUACUCAAGCUCGCCAGCAUAAUACAAGCCUACAAGACAUUGCAAGAAUUACAAGUCCCUUAAUGGUUGUUAGCGAGUUCAACAACCCAAGACUCAAUCUUGCCAUAGAGAAAUACAUUUACGACCAGAUGCCAGACCCCUUGGCUAAUGCAAGGUCUCGAAGACUGGUUUUGUAUAAGAACACUCCUUGCGUGGUAAUUGGCAAAAACCAAAAUCCUUUCAGAGAGAUAAAUUUUAGAGAAGCCACUAUUCGUGGGAUCCCAAUCCUGAGGAGGUACAGCGGUGGAGGUACUGUGGUGCAUGAUCUUGGUAAUUUCAAUUUUUCUUAUAUGAGCAGCAGACAAUCAUUCAGCAGAGUUGAGUUCACGAGCGCUUUGAAUAACGAGAUUAAUCAAUUCGUUGGUCUCGAUGUUGGCUAUGAUGCACCUAAAUUUCUGCUCACGACAAAUGAUCGGGGAGACAUCGUCAACAGCAGCAGCUUGAAGAAGGUCAGUGGCUCCGCCUACCAGAUCUCCAGGGGUAAAUCACUGCACCAUGGAACAAUGCUCCUCAAUUCGGACCUUGAAAGGCUUUCUGCUUUGUUGAAGUUGACAGAAGAGCGUAAAGCCUCCAUCCAGGACAAGAGCACUGACUCGAUUCCUAGUCCGGUAGAAAAUUUGGGAAUGAGCGACGUAUUGUUCCAAUUUACUGCUGUGGAGGCGUUCAAAAAGUUGCAUCCAACGGAUGGAAUCGAGGACAUGGUUUACGAUAACCUUGUUGUCCAGGGAGACCGCCAUAUCCUCAAAUUGAACGAGGUAAAUGAUCUUCCUAAAGAGGUGCUAGAGAUUCAACACGAGCUUUCUACGUGGGAGUGGACCAUUGGAAAAACCCCGAAAUUCCAGCUGAUUGUCGAUGAUGAAGAAUUCCAGUAUCAAAUGACUGUGGAAAAAGGAUUAAUUACCGAGGUUGAUUCCGCAGAGCCCAAUUUCAAAGCUUUGAUUGGGCUUCCGUUCAGCAGUGAGAAGAUAUCUCAUGUCCUGCCAGAUCCUUUGAAAAGCCAUGUCACGUGGCAUGUCGACUCAAAUACGAACUAUGCCCAACUUGGGAUCUCAUAA
This is a messenger RNA of Ogataea haglerorum, 1479 nucleotides long. RefSeq lists its product as uncharacterized. The record is from RefSeq and is a predicted model, not a curated record. The transcript has a single exon. Gene Ontology annotation, molecular function: lipoyltransferase activity. NCBI's taxonomy places the organism in Eukaryota, Fungi, Ascomycota, Pichiomycetes, Pichiales, Pichiaceae. The coding region runs from base 1 to 1479 and encodes 492 amino acids. Gene Ontology annotation, biological process: protein lipoylation. Gene Ontology annotation, cellular component: cytoplasm; mitochondrion.